UUGCGCGAAUGUACCAAACUCAUUUGAAACUCCAAGCAAGCAGCACGUGAUCCACAAAUUUUGCUGUAGAAUUCCUCCUCCAUUCAUCAGUAAUCUCCAAAAAAAAAAUCCCAUUACCAAAAAGCCAUACUCCACCACAAAUCUGCACACACACGCACAAACGCUCUUUGGCUUUAUUUUCAUCUCCUUUUUGAUUUGAGUUUAUAGUUUGUGAGUUUUGCAAUGGCUGUUGUCUUAGAAACUCUAAUCGUACCACGCGCCUCCGUUGUCCCUUCUGCUUCCUUGAACCCUGUCGCCGGAGCCUCCAUUUCUCGCUGCAGCUCGAUCAGAUUCUCUCAGUUCAGAGGCCUCAAGAUCCAGCAAAAUCAACGUGUCGCACCUGUGAGUUCUACUUGUAAAUUUGCUCGCCGUGGAAGUCGAAUCGUUUGUGAAGCUCAGGAAACAGCAUUUGAAGUUGCUGGAGUUACUGAUGCUACAUGGAAGUCUCUUGUACUUGAGAGUGAAUUGCCUGUUCUAGUUGAAUUUUGGGCACCAUGGUGCGGGCCUUGCCGUAUGAUGCACCCACUCAUUGAUAAAUUGGCAAAGCAAUAUGCUGGGAAGCUUAAUUGCUGCAAGGUUAACACAGAUGAGAGCCCUUCAAUUGCAACCCAGUAUGGGAUUCGAAGCAUUCCAACCGUUAUCGUUUUCAAGAAAGGAGAGAAGAAAGAUGCAGUCGUCGGUGCUGUUCCAGAAUCAACAUUGACAACCUCCUUAGAAAAGUUCUUGUAGAUUGGCCCAGAAGCUUCCAGAAGCAGUCGAUCAUUCACGGACUGCAUAUACUGUUGGAUGUUACAUUUGUCAAAGGAUUAUUUUCGUGUUCACAGCACACUGUAAUAAGACGGUGUGGAGUGUCAAUUUAUUUUUCUUGGUUUUGGUUUUGGUUUUGGUUUUGGUUUUGAUUAUUCAACUUUGUUGAUAGAAUCGCUUUAAUUAUCAGUAAAAGUUCUCAAUAGCGUUCACUUUUUA
Molecule: messenger RNA, 1005 nt
Organism: Olea europaea var. sylvestris
Lineage: Eukaryota; Viridiplantae; Streptophyta; Magnoliopsida; Lamiales; Oleaceae
Product: thioredoxin 1-like
Exons: 3
Coding region: 223-768 (181 amino acids)
Cellular component (GO): cytoplasm
Molecular function (GO): protein-disulfide reductase activity; oxidoreductase activity, acting on a sulfur group of donors, disulfide as acceptor
Source: RefSeq, a predicted model, not a curated record